UUAUUGAAUAAAAUGCCUAUUUUAAUCAAUGAUCACUUGUGUGGGUGUACGCGAAUGGAGAUGUCAGUUUGAAAGUCGGAUAUUAUGUUUUUGAUUCGGGAACAUUCAAUUAAUGAAGCCAAUGCAAUACCUCAGAUAUUAAAUUUAAUUGGUGGCACAUAAACGAGCCGUAAAGGGUGUCCCUUUCCCACAAUCUAUUAGCAGAUCCUUUCAAGCGUUUGCUGAGUUUUCUCUUGGACAUGUCGGUGUUAUUUACUUUAAAACAUCCCAUUUCGUGAAUGAGUUAUCCAUAUGAUAUUCUCCAUACUCAGGAUAGAUUAUCCAGGGAAGGUAGAAUGGAUUUCUUUAAGACUGUUAUUUGCUAUCACCUGCUUGCUUGGUGUGCGUUCUGUAAGUAUGCAAUAAAAGCCUCUUUGGGGCUGGUGUUAGCUUGGCGCAGGUUGCUGCUUGGGACUGCUACAUGACAUCAGCUUUUUGGCUUAUUAGGAAUUCUGCUCGACUUUCAAGGCUGCGCUGUUGAUCGACGGACGGUGGAUCCAAUGCCUGGGCUUCGCCGUCUUCCAGCUGACGGGAGGAGAGAAACCAAUGGACAUCGGGCCCAGAGGCGGGAUCAAGAGAGCUUAUACUCACUUCGGCUCAUUGAGAGUUAGGGAGAAGAUUUAGUGGAGAGACGUGUAUGUGGGAGAGAGAGAGACAGAGAUAGGGAUCGGAGGCGACUCAGACAGACAGAAGGAGAAGAUGCAAACUCCUGCCUCCUGCAACUUGCUCCAUCCGUAGUUAAUGUGCGUUGGCCUUUUAAGAGAACAGUCUGGAAUUAAGCUGCAGAAGGUGAACAGCAUUUAAGAAAACUGGGAUUUAAAACGGAGAGGGUCAAGAAACGAAUCUUCUGCAUCUGGGUGUAGUGUUCGCAACUUCUGAUGCAAUGCAAACUGUCGCAACAGUGGGAUAACUGCAAAUAUUUCAAGACUACGCCAGCGGUUUCGUGUCUUUUUUUAAAACAAGAAUAAAGCCAAAUGCUUAUCCUCAUGCGGCCGAGUCACACUAAGAAGAUUCUGCAGGCUGCUUCUGCUGCUUGGCAGUUGCGUGCAACCUCCGACAGUUUUGUGCACUGUGCAUUCUGAAUACCGCACCGAGGAGAAUAUAGUGGUUAACCCUCUCUGCAGCAGUCUUCGCUAGCCGGUAAAUAAAUACGGUGAGGUGCGGGGGGGGAGGUGGUUAAAAUAAACUUGUUUGCAAAAACCAAUGGGGGAAUCUCCUCGGAGGAUAGAUAGCACCCCUCCCAACAUUGUGCAUAAUUGUGUAGGUCGGAAAAGGGUGGGUGGGAAAGGAGUCCGGGGGUUGUAAAAAGAAGCGGUGUGAUCUGCCUUUGCAUAUUCGCGGGAUUAUGGACAUGCGGGAUUUUUACCUGUUUCUGGCGCUGGUUGCUCUCCUGACGGUGGACUCCGCUCUGGCUCAGGAGCUCGUCUACACCAUUCAAGAGGAGCUGCCCGAGAAUAUCUUGCUGGGCAACAUCCCCAGAGAUCUCAACAUCUCACGGCUAAAUGCGGCCACGGGGUCGAGUGCCAAUCUUAUCUACAGGCUGGUGUCCAAGGCAGGCGAGGUCCCCCUGUUGCGGGUGUCCAGCAGCACCGGGGAGAUCUUCACCACGGCCAACAGGGUGGACCGCGAGAAACUAUGCGCCGGCACCUACACCGACACCGACUGCUUCUUCGAGGUGGAGGUGGUCAUCUUGCCCAACGACCACUUCAGGCUGGUCAAGAUCAAGGUGGUCGUGCGCGAUGUCAACGACAACGCGCCCAUGUUCCCGUCUCCUGUGAUCAACAUCUCCAUCCCGGAGAACACUCUGGUCAACAGCCGCUUCCCGGUGCCUUCGGCCACCGACCCGGACACGGGUAGCAACGGGGUGCAGAGGUACCAGCUCUUGAACGGCCAGGGGGCUUACGGCUUGGACGUGGUGGAGAGCCCCGAGGGCGAGAAGUGGCCGCAGCUGAUAGUCCAGCGCAGCCUGGACCGGGAGCAGAAAGACACCUACGUGAUGAAGAUCAAGGUUGAGGACGGGGGGAGCCCGCAGAAGUCUAGCACCGCUAUCCUGCAAGUGACGGUGAGCGAUGUGAACGACAACCGGCCGGUGUUUAAAGAGAGCCAGCUGGAGGUGCGCUUGCCCGAGAAUGCGCCGCUGGGCACCUCUGUCAUCCAGCUGCACGCCACCGACGCCGAUGUGGGCUCCAACGCCCAGGUCCGCUAUCUCUUCAGCCCGCAGGUCUCCGCCGCCGUCCGCAGGCACUUCGCCCUCAACAGCACGGCGGGUCUCAUCACGGUGCAGCGAGCCUUGGACCGGGAAGAGACCUCCCUGCACAAGAUGACCGUGCUGGCCACCGACGGCAGCUCCAGCCCGGCCAGGGCCACCGUCACCGUCAACGUUACCGAUGUCAACGACAACCCCCCAACCAUCGACAUCCGCUAUAUCAUCAGCCCCAUCAACGGCACCGUCUACCUGUCCGAGAAAGAUCCCGUCAACACCAAGAUCGCCCUGAUCACCGUGUCGGACAAGGACACCGACGUGAACGGGAGAGUGGUCUGCUACAUUGAGAAAGAGGUGCCUUUCCAUCUGAAGGCGGUAUAUGACAACCAGUACCUCCUGGAGACCUCUGCCUUAUUGGACUAUGAGAGCACAAGAGAUUACAGCUUCAGGAUUGUGGCAUCGGACUCUGGUAAGCCCAGCCUGAAUCAAAGUGCCCUGGUCAGAGUGCGCCUGGAAGAUGAGAAUGACAACCCUCCUGUAUUCAACCAGCCUGUCAUCGAGCUGUCUGUGGCCGAAAACAACCACCGUGGCCUCUACCUCACCACCAUCAGUGCCACGGAUGAGGAUAGUGGCAAGAACGCCGAGAUUGUCUAUCAGCUGGGUCCCAAUGCCUCCUCCUUUGACCUGGACCGCAAGACCGGGGUCCUGACCGCAUCCAGGGUCUUCGACCGGGAGGAGCAGGAGCGCUACAUUUUCACGGUGACCGCCAGAGACAGUGGCAACCCUCCCCUCCAAAGCCAAGCAGCCGUGAUUGUCACCAUCCUGGACGAGAACGACAACAAUCCCAAAUUCACGCACAACCACUUCCAGUUCUUUGUGUCCGAAAAUUUGCCAAAGUACAGCACCGUAGGUGUAAUCACGGUGACGGACGCAGAUGCCGGGGAGAAUGCAGAGGUGAUGGCCUCUGUUGUUGGUGACAAUGACAAUUUUAUCUUGCACCCAGUGAACGGAGUUAUAAGAUCCAACGUCUCCUUUGACAGGGAGCUGCAAAGCUCGUACACGUUCGAAGUCAAGGCAAUAGAUCGAGGUAGACCGGUCCGUACCUCCAUUGCCAAAGUCACCAUCAAUGUCAUAGAUGUCAAUGAUAACAGUCCCGUUGUAAUCUAUCCACCUUCAAACACCUCAUUCAAACUGGUCCCCCUCUCUGCCAUCCCUGGUUCAGUGGUGGCAGAGGUAUUUGCAGUAGAUGUUGACACAGGAAUGAACGCCGAACUCAAGUACAGCAUCGUCAGUGGAAAUACCAAGGGCUUGUUCAGAAUUGAUCCAGUGACUGGCAAUAUUACCCUGGAGGAGAAACCCGCUGUUGCAGACCAAGGUUUGCAUCGAUUGGUGGUAAACAUUAGUGAUUUAGGGUACCCUAAACCCUUGCACACCCUGGUCCUUGUCUACUUGUAUGUGAAUGACACCAUAAGUAAUGCUAGUUACAUCAACGAACUCAUAAGAAGAACGAUGGAGACACCAUUAGAUAAGAACAUCGGGGACAGUACCCAACCUUGGCAAAAUGAAGAUUAUCUUACCAUCAUGAUCGCCAUAGUAGCGGGGGCAAUGGUGGUGAUUGUGGUCAUAUUUGUCACCGUGUUGGUGCGUUGCCGGCAGUCGAGGUUCAAAGCCACUCAAAGAAACAAACAGGGUGCAGAAUGGAUGUCCCCAAACCAAGAGAGUAAGCAAAACAAAAAGAAGAAAAGAAAGAAAAGAAAGUCUCCAAAGAAUUCUCUUCUAAACUUUGUUACCAUUGAAGAGUCCAAACCCGAUGACCCUGCCCACGAACCCAUCAAUGGGACCAUUACUCUUCCAGCUGAGCUGGAGGAGCAGACUAUAGGAAGGUUUGACUGGAACACAACACCACCAACAACCUUUAAGCCGAGCAGCCCAGACCUUGCAAGGCAUUACAAGUCAGGCUCACCACAGCCCUCUUUUCAUCUAAAGCCGGACACUCCAGUUUCUGCAAAAAAGCAUCAUGUGAUUCAGGAGCUCCCUUUGGACAACACCUUUGUUGGGGGGUGCGAUACCUUGUCCAAGCGCUCUUCUACGAGCUCAGACCACUUCAGCGCGUCGGAGUGUAGUUCCCAAGGUGGCUUCAAGACAAAAGGCCCAUUGCACACCAGACAGUCUCAGAGGCGCGUUACAUUUCACCUCCCCGAUGGCUCCCAGGAAAGCUGCAGUGAUAGUGGUCUAGGAGACCAUGAGCCGGUAAAUGGUGGCCCGCUGAUCUCACACCCUCUCCCUCUGGUUCAGCCGCAGGACGAGUUCUACGAGCAGGCUUCCCCAGACAAGAGGACCGAGGCCGAUGGGAAUUCUGACCCGAAUUCUAGUGAUGUUCCUCUUGGUCCCAGAGGUUUAGCCGAAGCAACAGAAAUGUGCACUCAAGAAUGCUUGGUCCUCGGGCACUCAGACAACUGUUGGAUGCCUCCUGGUCUUGGUUCCUACCAGCAGCUCAAAUCACCCCUCUCCACAUUUGGAUCGCAGAAGGAAUGGAUCAAGAAGGAUAAGUUGGUAAAUGGUCACGCGCUUUCAAGGACCUGGAAAGAAGAUGGCAACAGAGGGCAGUUCAAUGACAGGAAGCUGAUCGGUUAUGGUGACGGGCAAUAUACCAGUGGGAAUCCAAUGACAGAUAUUCCUCUAGCGAGCCUGAAGUCUUACAAACAGGCACCAUCAUCCCUGGAGACAGCUAAAGAACAUCAACUAUGAAGAGUACUUUCCCAUUCUCUAGCUAUUAACUCAUAUCGGCCUGGUUGUAGGCUAUAGUGGUAGAAUAUGCUAAUCCUAUGUGUCUGAAUUCUGUGUUACGGGUAGGACUUUAGACCACUGUUGCAGCAAGUACUUGAAGUCGUCUGUGUUUUAGGAACCUUGGAGUUUGAUAAUUCUGUAGUCUACUCGAUGUAAACUCACAUCCAAAAAGGACAGAGCUAAACUUUGCGAUGGAGUAACUGGGCCUGGUCACCCCACCGGAACUGCAUCUCAGACAGAAACAAACGGUGGGCCUAUUCGCGACCUUGGAGGCACUGAAAAACCAAUAUGAAACAAGCGAAGCAGAAAUUGUGGAGGAAAAUAAAAUGCUGCUUUUAAUUGAGACCGAUUGCUGCUGAUGUAUGUAAUGAGAAAGGAAAAAAAAAAUCAAAAUGGGAGCAAGAUCAAUCACAACCACAAACUGGACAAUCCAACUUUAAGUGAUCCAAGCGAACAUUAAAAGUGUUUGUAAAUAGGAAAAACUCAUCAGUAAACCCUAUUUUAUGAAACUAUAUUCUCCCCAAACUGUAGCAAAAGACUGUGGUUUCCCUCCGCAACCCCCUCCCCUCACAUCUCUUUGUCUGCAUCCUCUUUGGGGUUUCUUUUAAGCUUCAUGUAGCUGAAUUCCUGGUGAAAGUGGUUGAGUGUUUGUAAUCCGUCCAACAGCACUGCUUCCACGCUCACAGAAUGUUUUAAUGUGUUGUGCCUUCAUUAUGUACUAGAACAUAAUACUAGUUGUCAUAGGGGUCGACUAAGACUCUAAUUUCUAGCUCUCUGUAUAUUUGUUCUAUGCCUGGCAGGUACCAGCAACGUUUAGUUCAGAAUGAGGAAAUCUUCAAUGUAGCUUUUAACAGCAUGUUUAAGCAAAUGAGAAUCAAUGCUUCGUUUUCUUUUUGAUUUUAAAAUUCAGCAGUCUGGGCAUGGUAAGCCAAUUUAACAAUUUGAUAGAUAGCAUGUUUUUUGCAGAAAUGGAUGAUUUGCUUUCAAACACAUUCCAAUAGAGGUACACUGAGCGAAAACAAGUGAAAUAGCAACCAAAAAAAAAAGAAAAACUAAAUAAAAAAAGUGGCAACCAAAAAAAAAUAAUCUCACAUCAGUGCUCAUUUUAGAAACAUUGCUGUCCCUGUUUUUUGGGAUUCAUUUCCGAACAUUCCUAGAAUGAUGUAAAAUCAUGAAUGGGGAAGCAGGGAGCGUACAUAAUUAAAAGUUGCAUUUGAUUUAAACUGGAUAGUACAAGAUCAACGAGAGACUGCUUUGUAACAUGACUCAGUAAUCCAUUUAUACCUGUUAUUUAUAUCUAUUGUUAUUUAUUUUGAUACAUAUAGCGUACUUUUUGAAGUUUUUAUAUAGAGAAAAUUGAAGGCCGUCAUUGAGUGCAAUGGGUCAAUACAUAAAUUUGACACAAGGAUCAUAUAUUAAUUACAAAGAUUAUUUUAAGGUGACAUAUUUUACCAAUGGAAUUUACAAAAUAUAAAGCAUUACAAAUACAGGAGUAUUUAGUACGCUGUAUAUAUUACAAUUGAAUAACAUUUUCACUGAUGUAUUUAAAAUUUCCCAUUACUUCAAUCUUAUAGUUGUUGAUUUUCCUGAGAGAUUUUAUUUCUGUGUACUACUGUUCAACAAAUAACAUCUUUAAUGUAACCAUACAAAGGAAUAAUUGAAGAAUAUUUUUAAACUUAGGAUACUUGUCAGGUAAAAUACAUUUUUUCUUAGAACAUGUGUUGAUAAAAUAUCCACGGAAUAUAAGUCACAUGUAACUGAACAUUAGGGUUCAACUCUGAGGGUGUUUCUGAUACUGAGCUUUGAAAAGUUAGCAUGUUAAUAUGAAGUUGACAAUGGAUUUAUGUGAAAAACAGUGUAAAAAGGUUUGCUGCAGCUUUAACUGUCAUAUGCUGAAAACAUUUUUGAAACCCUUUGUGAUUCAAUGCAAAUGCAAAACAAUCGCAUUUUUGAAAGUGCCGUUCACAACCUCAGUUUAUUCAAUUGCCAACACCAUUCCCCACUCCAAAUCUCUUUCCAACCAAUGAUUUUUUUAUUGAAGUCCAGUUAUUGUCACAAUGUAGACAAAGGUAAAAUCCAACCUUUACACAGCCAUGUGUGGAUAGCCAUUGACUGUCUUUUUGUUCAAAUUGACAUUGGGUUGAGGAAUGAAAUGCUGGACAGAGUGCCAAGGAGAGCCAAGGAUCCUCCGAGGACAUUGAGUCAUUGCUGUGGAUACUUCUGUGAUGACCAAAGCAGCUGCUAAAUGGCCUGAUCUCUGUGCGGGUUUGGUGAUUGGACAAGUUUCUGAUGGCCUGCAUUACUACCUAUCAUCGAGAUUGAGGGCAUAACAACGUAUCCAUGUGUAUGUGCUGGGUGCAUAUGUACCAGAAUAGGGCUUUAGCCCACAACCUUCUGGGUUAAAACAAAUAACUAGGUGGAUGAAGCUGAAAUCUGAUGCUUGCUGGCCUCCACAGGUAGAAUUUUAUCCUUCAGAUAAGUCAAGCUGUUUGUUUUUGAAGACCUACAACAUGUUUUUAAUCUAUUCAUUGCCUCAGGUGAAGUUCCUUGAAACGAUGUGCAUUCUUUCACCACAGUUCGAGGGCAUUUUUCUGCAGAAACUUGGCUCUGUCAUAUCGGAUGGUUGGCAUUUAAGUUUUCACUUGUCAUUUGUUUUAAUUGAAAUCAAUUGGUUUGAAUUUCAAGAAUAGAGGUCUAUACAUCUAUUCAACUAAUAGACAUGCAUCUAAUUAUAAAAUGCCCGGUUUAGCAUACAUAACCGAGGAUGAAUUUGAAACAUUGACUCUUCCCUACAGCUUCCCACAUCCUUCGUAUGGAGGCUAAAACGGAGGGAGAUUGUCACAAUAAAUCAUCUGAUGUCCUGCUCCUCCAAGGUUUUUGGAAGGGUUUCGGGAGUUGGUGGCAAGAACAGGAGAAAGAAGUAGGCCGAAAGGCCUGGUGCAAUUUGAAGAUGCAAGAUCGACAGAGAGUAUAAGAUGCAUUUGUGGUUCUUUUUUUUGCACACUACUGCAAAAUCUCAGGAGUGUACUCCUGUGUCGAUCCACAGUAGAGUCCAGCAGAGGGGGAGCAAUAUUUGGCUUUAAAUAAACUAAAUAAUAAUGAUUUUAAAAAGCCAAAAAAAAACCUUUGAAUGGGAAAAUACUUUAACUUUGGGUGUGCAUCCCUACUGGUCAUCUGUAUGCAAUGAAGGAAAAGUCCUGUAAGACAGGAUUGUGAUACCAUAUAUAAAUAUAUAUAUAUAAAUAUAUAUACACUAUUUAAAUAUGCAUUUACUUACAUGCUGAGCACUAGAAGAGAAUCCAAGAGUCACUUAUUUGUGCUUGUGCAUAGCACGGAAAGAUUGUCCAUGUUUUCAGUUUUGACAGUCAACGUAUUAUACUUUCUGUAAGCAGUUCAUGUGUCUUUGAUUUUGUUGAAAUGUUAUGACGUGGGUCAUGGCUGACCUGUUUAGUCACAGUAAAGUCCGUCAGUUUGCAAGAAGUGUUUAGAUGACGAUGGCAAAAUAUAUGACAGUUACCCUUGUUACCGCAUUGUUGGUUCAGCGUCAUUAACAGUUAUUCUGCUCUGCAAUAAGUGUUUGGCAUUCUGUAGUGUGCUGUGUAAAUUCACCACUAGAACUGAAUCCGAGUACAAUGGUUCACAUUAAACCUUGUUAUUCUUCAAGUUUCUGGUAGUCUGGCUAUUAAUCAUCUACUCCUGAGACCUUUAACAUCACGGACUAUUUGUUUAUUGCCGUGAUGAACAACAGACUUCUCGUUGUUUUGUUCCAAAAUGGUUGGUUACCCAUCUUAGACAUAAACUGUUGACAAGGAAAACAAGAAAGGAUGUUCUGAGAAACUUUUCAGGUUAAGUUAAUAAAAAAUCUCGCAAUGAGAAAAGUGUAUCAUCUAGCCU
This is a messenger RNA of Leucoraja erinaceus (little skate), 8923 nucleotides long. Its product is annotated as protocadherin-9. Bases 1385 to 4990 code for a protein of 1201 amino acids. NCBI's taxonomy places the organism in Eukaryota, Metazoa, Chordata, Chondrichthyes, Rajiformes, Rajidae. The record is from RefSeq and is a predicted model, not a curated record. Gene Ontology annotation, molecular function: calcium ion binding. Gene Ontology annotation, biological process: homophilic cell-cell adhesion. The transcript has 3 exons. Gene Ontology annotation, cellular component: plasma membrane.